This is a messenger RNA of Lactuca virosa, 711 nucleotides long. Lineage: Eukaryota; Viridiplantae; Streptophyta; Magnoliopsida; Asterales; Asteraceae. The record is from the annotation of a GenBank genome assembly.
AUGAAAUUGUACAACAAAUCCUCAACAACUCCUGCUUUCAAUUCCACUGAAACAAAUACAGUUUUAGAUCAAGAAGAUGAUUUGAGUGAAGAUUUAGAUCAAGAUUUGAAGAAUCAAAAGACGAGUUUUCUGACUUUGUGGUGUAUCAAAAGGAAUUUGAAAUGGAGCCACUUACUAGUGAAGAGUUAUGGUGGAACUGGAGAAAACCAGAUAAAGAACAAUGGUCCAGGUGGCAGAAAAAACAAUGAUCCAGGUGUGUUUCUCAAGGCCAUGGCAGAAAUUCACCAAAUUAAGCUUUUUGGUGAAGAGCCAACUUUGACUGAAACAGCUCUUUAUAGAGCUAGAAAGCAUUUAUAUAAAGAAGAAAGGCUGCAGGAUGAACGUGAGAGAUUGCAGAAAGAAGGGUUAAAAGGGUAUUUUAGUAUUUGUUCCAACUGUUUGGCAAUUCAAGGAAAGGGGCUGAAACUUGAAGACAUUAAAGUUGUUCUAUCACAUACAUCUAAUGAUCCUUCUGCAGUGAAGAUUGUUGAUUCAGUCAUUGCUCUCUUCCGAGUAGACUUCACUGGAAGAGGAGAACUUGCAGAACGCCAGGUUUCUUAUUUCUUACAGCAAAAGUUGGCUCAGAUGCUCUCCCGAUUAACAAAGAUUGCUGAAGAGUUCAAUGUAGCAGUGUAUAUGACAAACCAAGGUUCUACUUCUACUUUUCACUGA